AUGGGAUGCUUUAUUUCAAAAAAUAAUCUAAAACCAAAAAUUAUCGUUACACAUAACAAUCCGACAAUUUCAAUAAAAAUAUCUGAGAAGGAAAUUGUUUGUAAAAAAGAAACUGCUGAAAUGGACCAAGUUAGUAGUUUAAGCAGUGAUUCGAAUACUAUAGGACAUAUCGAAGAUGAAAAAGAUAUGCUUCCAUUUCCAGAAAAAGAUUACGGUGGAGAUAGAUUAGCUUUACAACAUCAUCUAUUUAAAUAUAUUUGGCAAAGCAACUUUUCAGCUCCUGUUGAUGAUAAAUUGAACUCUGGUGCAAAAGUAUUGGAUUUUGG
Messenger RNA from Scutellospora calospora, 326 nucleotides. NCBI's taxonomy places the organism in Eukaryota, Fungi, Glomeromycota, Glomeromycetes, Diversisporales, Gigasporaceae. The record is from the annotation of a GenBank genome assembly.